ACAAACAACACACUUACACAUCAAAAUAUUGUGGAAAAAAUAAAAAAGAGAAAAAUGGGAAAUAUGAGAAGCUUAGUGAAGAUAUUAAUGGUGGUUCUGUUUCUUGGAUGGAUUUUUGUUUGGAUCAUGAUUUCAACUAAUCUUUUCAAAAGCACUUGGACCCCGAAACUUGCCAAAAAUCUCAAUACUACUUAUUUUGGCCCUCAAGGCACGAAUCUUGUGCUUCUCACGGUUCCAAUGAUGUUCAUUGCGGUUCUAAGUUGUGUUUAUUUGCAUGUCCAGAAGAAAACAACCCAACCUCAAAGAGAAUGGAAGCUAAAAAGGAUAAUGGGGAGGGUGAUUAUGGUGAUGAUCAUUGGGGAUAGUGACAGCAACAGAGUUAACUUUUUCUCUAUUGUUUGUUGCUCUUUUGGCUUGGCAAAGUUUAGGGCUUUCGGCCUGAGAAUAGGAUAUGUGGGCCACAUCUGCUGGGCUUUUUUGUUCUUCCCGGUGACAAGAGCCUCUACGAUUCUGCCACUUUUCGGGUUAACGUCGGAGUCAAGCAUCAAAUAUCACAUUUGGCUUGGACAUAUCUCAAACUUUCUUUUCCUCGUUCACACAGUUGUUUUCCUUAUCUACUGGGCCAUGAUCAAUAAGUUGAUGGAGACCUUUGCAUGGAAUGCAACAUAUGUGCCAAAUCUAGCCGGAACAAUAGCGAUGGUGAUUGGAAUAGCGAUGUGGGUAACGAGUUUACCAUACUAUAGACGAAAGAAGUUUGAGCUUUUCUUCUACACUCACCAUCUCUACGGUCUCUACAUAGUCUUCUACGUAAUCCAUGUCGGCGACUCGUGGUUCUGCAUGAUCUUGCCCAAUGUCUUUCUCUUUUUCAUCGACCGGUUCUUGAGAUUUCUACAAUCCACCAAGAGAUCCAGACUUGUUUCUGCUAGGAUCUUACCUUCAGACAACCUCGAACUCACUUUCUCGAAAAUCCCAGGGCUACAUUAUACCCCGACAAGCAUAUUGUUUCUACAUGUGCCAAGCAUCUCCAAGCUUCAAUGGCAUCCAUUUACUGUAACUUCGAGCAGCAACUUAGAGAAAGAUACACUAAGCGUUGUAAUCAGAAAACAGGGAAGUUGGACUCAAAAGCUUUACACCCAAAUCUCUUCUUCCAUUGAUUCUCUCGAAGUUUCUACUGAAGGUCCUUAUGGCCCUAAUUCUUUUGAUGUCUCAAGGCAUAACUCUCUAAUACUAGUGAGCGGUGGAAGCGGAAUUACACCCUUCAUUUCGGUUAUCAGAGAACUCAUAUUUCAGAGCCAAAACCAGAGCACAAAGCUACCAGAUGUUCUUCUUGUUUGUUCCUUCAAAGAUUACCAUGAUCUUGCGUUUUUAGACCUAAUCUUCCCAUUGGAUAUAUCAGUCUCUGACAUUUCUAGGCUGAAUCUUCGAAUUGAGGCCUAUGUUACAAGAGAAGACAAGAAGCCCGAGACAACUGAUGAUCACAGACUUCUUCAAACAAAAUGGUUCAAACCGCAGCCUCAAGACUCUCCAAUAUCACCUGUUCUUGGACCCAACAACUUCCUCUGGCUCGGAGUUGUGAUCUUAUCAUCAUUCGUCAUGUUUCUCUUGCUCAUAGGGAUCGUCACACGUUACUAUAUAUACCCUGUUGACCAUAACACAGGAUCGAUCUACAAUUUCACGUAUAGAGGGCUUUGGGACAUGUUCCUAGGAUGUGUGUGCAUUUUCAUCUCUUCAAGCAUAGUUUUCUUGUGGCGCAAGAAACAGAACAAAGAAGGAGAUAAGGAGUCCAAGAAGCAGUGGUCCUCUCCAGGUUCAUGGUUCCACGGCCACGUGAGAGAGCUCGAGAGCGUUCCCUAUCAAUCUAUAGUACAAGCCACUUCAGUCCAUUACGGCUCCAAACCUAAUCUGAAAAAGAUCCUGUUGGACGCAGAAGGUUCGGAAGAUGUUGGGGUGAUGGUUUGCGGACCAAAAAAGAUGAGACAUGAGGUUGCAAAGAUAUGUUCAUCUGGUUUGGCUAAGAAUCUUCACUUUGAGGCCAUUAGUUUCAACUGGUGAUCGAUUUCAUGUUCUAUUUAUGUUUGCAGUUUGAUUUUUUCUUUUAAUACAUUGCAAAAUGGAAU
Messenger RNA from Arabidopsis arenosa, 2117 nucleotides. Lineage: Eukaryota; Viridiplantae; Streptophyta; Magnoliopsida; Brassicales; Brassicaceae. The record is from the annotation of a GenBank genome assembly.